AGACUGGCUGAGCACUUAUUCUCCAUGCCUCUGCUGUGUGUGCUCUUGGGGCUUCUGUGUUCGUGUUUCCUCAGCCAGGGAUCUAGCCACAUGUCUGAGAGACUCAGAGAACGGAGCACAGAGUUUUCAGUCAGGCUCUACCAGACAUUAUUGGAGAGAGAGAACAGGACCAAUUUAGUAGUCUCUCCAAGCAGCGUAGCCAGCUCUCUGGGGCUGAUGCAGUUCGGAGCUCGAGGACGUACCUUCACUCAGAUAGAGAAUGCCCUGGGAUACAAUGUGUAUGAUGAAACUGUGCAAAACUUUAUGAAAGCCAUGCACAGGGAUCUUACCAACUCCAGCCAAGAGACCACCGUCCACUUGGCGUGUGCCUUAUUUAUCCAGGCAGGGACGCCCCUCUCAGCCAAGUUUACAGACUAUGCUGCACUAUGGGCUAACAGCAGCCUUCAGCUGGCAAACUUCACGGAGUACAACAGGACAGCUACUCAGAUAAAUCAGUGGGUGACCAAGAACACAGGAGGUGGGAUACAGACUCUGGUGCCUUGUGGCUUUUUUAGACCAGGAUUCACACAGAUUGCACUUGUGAGCACAAUGUACUUCAAAAGCAGAUGGAAAACCAAAUUCUCUUUCACUGACACUCAGACUCUGCCUUUCAUUAGCAUGGAUGGAUCAGUGGUUAAAGUUCCCAUGAUGCACCAAACUGCGGAUGUAAACUACGGGCAGUUUGAAACCACUUUCCAUGAGAAGUUUACAGUGGUUGAGCUGCCGUAUCUUGGGAACACAGUCAGUAUGUUUGUGGUACGUUCCACAGACAGGAACACGCCAUUGUCCUCCAUUGAAUCAAACCUAUCAUCAAAGAGUAUUUCACUGUGGACCUGCUCUAUGAAAAGGAUCAAAAUGGACAUUUUCUUGCCCAGGUUCAAAUUGCAAAGCUACAGUGAUUUAAGGAUGGUACUACCAGACCUGGGAGUAUCAGACAUAUUUGAUCCAAUGAAGGCAAAUUUUAAAGGGAUAGCAGAGCAAAACAGCUUGUACAUCUCACAAGCCAUUCAUAAGGCAGAGAUUGAAGUGUCGGAAGGAGGUACAAGAGCCUCAGGAGUCACAGCUAUGGUGUUGAUGAAAAGAUCCCGCAAGCCUGUAUUUAAAGCAGACCGGCCAUUUCUAUUUUUCUUACGACAAGCUAGCACAGACUCUGUGCUGUUUAUUGGAAGAGUCACCAACCCCUUGCUCUGAGCAAACAUCCCAAGAUGACAACUUUGCUAUAUUUAUUGUUCAUGGAUUCCUACUUUGAAAACCAGGAUGUUUUAUAGAUAUACUUGUUAAUAAAGCAUUGAUAUUUUUUACA
This is a messenger RNA of Pseudophryne corroboree (corroboree frog), 1342 nucleotides long. It is a transcript of the gene SERPINE3, whose product is annotated as serpin family E member 3. Bases 25 to 1230 code for a protein of 401 amino acids. NCBI's taxonomy places the organism in Eukaryota, Metazoa, Chordata, Amphibia, Anura, Myobatrachidae. The transcript has 8 exons. The record is from RefSeq and is a predicted model, not a curated record. Gene Ontology annotation, molecular function: serine-type endopeptidase inhibitor activity.